Messenger RNA from Truncatella angustata, 905 nucleotides. Its product is annotated as Mss4-like protein. Gene Ontology annotation, molecular function: carbon-sulfur lyase activity. The transcript has 3 exons. The coding region runs from base 147 to 860 and encodes 237 amino acids. The record is from RefSeq and is a predicted model, not a curated record. NCBI's taxonomy places the organism in Eukaryota, Fungi, Ascomycota, Sordariomycetes, Amphisphaeriales, Sporocadaceae.
CCUCGAUUUAGGAAGGAAACGAGUUCUAUUCGGGCUGAUCGAUGUAUACUACCCAUCAGAAUCUCCACGACUACUCGACCUCAAUCAUUUAACGCUCACACGUUGGCAGUGACUAAUAAUUGAUUAUUGGCCACUGGCGUAAAAUAAUGAUUCUCCGUGGAACUAGUGCGCACCACCUCGGUCCCAAACUACGGUUUACAGGCGCUGCCCUGCAACUACGUCAUAUUCAACCCCUACGCCAAAAAGCUGAAUUACCUUUUCGGCGCAACCUCUCAUACUCGUGUACACAACUCACAAAAAGGGUUCUACAUGCAAACUCUACGACAAUGGCAGCAACAGACGCUACUGUAGCAAGGACAUGGGACAAGCGACCUCCCUAUGCUUCCAUAGAAGGGGCAGAAACGUUUGAGAAGAAACUCGAGGGCAAAUGUCAAUGUGGCCGUGUAAAAUACUGGCUUAGUCGCGAUGCUCCUCUAACUGCCAAAUACUGUCACUGUCGUGGCUGCCAGCUUCUACAUGGAGCGCCGUUCCAAUGGGCUGCCAUCUUCCAUAAGGAGGACAUGAUGUUUGAGAAUGGCACGAAGGAUCUAGUGUUCUACAACUCGGGGGGAAACACCCUUGGGCACGAUCUUCCUUGCAAAGUGAGCUGUGCGCAUUGCCGGUCGCCGAUAUUUGACGAGGGCAGGCGCAUGGUGCUGCUAUUCCCUACACUCAUCAGAUUUGAGGACAAGAAGCAAAGAGACAAGUUCUCCCCGCAGUGUCAUAUAUUCUACGGGUCUAGGGUAGUAGAUAUACCGGAUGGCAAACCGAAAUGGGAUGGUUUAGACAGCAGUAGCCUAUUGCUUGAUGAUAUGCCGUGACGGGUUAGGUCAGGUCUACGAACCAAUAGCGAUAUAAGUUGGGUA